AUGGCGAACGCUCCGCCCAUUGUCUUCAUCGCCAGGCAUGGUGCGCGUCUUGAUGCGGCCGACAAGGACUGGCAUUUGACCUCUCCUACCCCUUAUGACCCCCCUUUGUCGUACGGUGGAUGGAUGCAGGCACGGGCGCUUGGUCUUCGCAUUGCCAGUCUCUUGCAAGAUUCCGAGUUCACAGGCAAGGAACCAGAGGCUAAACCUGGCCCGUUUCUGUCCUCGGAUGCCCCCACUAAAUUGCAAGCGACCUCCGCAUCCUCGGACUCGUCUCCGCGAUACAACGUCAUCGUCCACACGUCUCCAUACCUACGAUGUUUACAAACGGCGAUCGGCGUGAGUGCAGGCCUCAGUCACUAUCGGCCCGGGGGUGAACUGUCCGAGUCGGUCGAAUCACCACCCGGGUCUCAGCUUCACGCAGGAGAGGUCGGGAGUCAGGAUGUCCGACCUCUUCUGCGCGUCGACGCGUUCCUGGGCGAGUGGUUAUCGCCUGAUUACUUUGACCAGAUUGUUCCGCCACCCGCGUCGGACAGGAUGGUCGUCUCGGCCAAAGCUGAGCUUCUUCGUCGUGCCGAGGGAAUUCCGAUGGUGCGGGACAUAAGGUCCUCGUCGGGUCACUUUCCUGGUGGAUGGGGCAGUCAGUCUCACCCAGUAUCGCCUAAUGAGGAUGAUGACCGCCGGCUACCCUCACGCAUCUCGUCAACCGCCACCCCUUCUGGCCAGCAGCCUCAGCGACCGCGGGCCAGCACCUACGAUACUCUUCAGGGCACCACUCCGACCAACGGUGCCCCUCUAGCCUUGGGCCGCUUGAACACCGAUCUCCCCUCCGCUGUCGAUGCGGCUUACGUGCCCCCGACUCCCGGGUAUGCAGUCUCUCCCUCGGAUCCCAUCCCAGCCGGCUAUGUGGCGCAUGCACGGGACGCUUGUACCAGGAUCGACUACCAAUGGGAUAGCAUGCGAAAACCGUUCUGGGGCACGGGCGGCGAGUACGGCGAGGAAUGGAGCAGCAUGCAUGAGAGGAUACAUAGAGGGUUCCAACAUAUGGUGGACUAUUACCGCCAACAGGGGAGUGUCGGCGACCGAUCCAGGGCCUUGUCUAAUGCCUCACAGCGCAAGGACAACUCUGCCCAGACCGUGCUUAUUAUCAUCACGCACGGAGCGGAUUGUAACGCUCUGAUUGGCUCCCUCGCUGGGCGCUCAGUACUCCUGGACAUCGGUACUGCCUCCCUCACCAUGGCAGUGCGACGAGACCGCGUGAGGAAGAACACAACCCCAGACUCCGACCGCACGGCCAUCUCCCCUGGCAGCUCCUCCCCCUCCUCACCCAGCAGUCAGGAGGAUCGGUCGGUCUCCCAUGAGUACUCAUUACAACUCAUCGCCUCGAGUGACCACCUGCGUGCGGGGGUGAACCCCUCUCAGCUCGCUUCGCUGUCCUCUUCCUCGGCUCCACAGCCACUCCCCCCGCCCUCUAUCCCGACCUAUCGCAAUCGCCUCGGCUCGCGUCCAUCAGCAUCGAUCUUGCAAGGUUCCUUUUUCAUCGAUCCCACCCCUAAGACGGGACCUGGUUCUCGCAGUUGGUCCAUGAAUUCUCGUCCGUCUCCCACCACGCUAGGUUCGCGAGGAGCAUCGGGCCUUUGGGGCUCUAUCGCGUCUCCCACCGAGGAAGCUGAUGAAGGUGCCGAGGAUGACUUUGUCCCGAAUUUCGGAGCUCCACGAUCCGUGAGUCGCGACUCGUCACCGUCAAAUGCAAUUGUUGACCAGUCUGGAUGGACGAAACAAUUACCCAAGCGUACACUCUCUCAGCGUGGGCUGUGGGGCAGUGCGCCGUCCUUGGAGGACCGCGACGCGGCUUCGAGACGGCGAUGGACUGUGACGGAGCAGAAAUUGUGA
This is a messenger RNA of Penicillium brasilianum, 1890 nucleotides long. The record is from the annotation of a GenBank genome assembly. NCBI's taxonomy places the organism in Eukaryota, Fungi, Ascomycota, Eurotiomycetes, Eurotiales, Aspergillaceae.